GAUAUCAAGAACAACAAAGCUGAAGAAUUGCCAAAUUAUGAAGAAGAACCAUCAAGGAAAAAGUUAAAAAGUGACAAACAUGACAAAAAGCUUAAAGAGUCAGAAUAUGACAUUGGCAGAACAAUUGUGAUAACAGGAAUUGCAACAUCAGGCAUUAAUCCAAAUCAUAUUCGGAAAAAGUGUCGCAAAGUUGGGACAGUGGAGACAGUCACAUUCCCAGUUGAAGGACGGGAUAAACCAACGGCAUUUGUUAUGUUCAAGUCUCACAAGGAUGCAAGAGAAGCUGUUAAGAAACUGAAUGGAAGGAUUUUUAAAGGCAACUCCAUUGAAGCUGUUCUUCUUUCCAGAGAGGGAAAGACUCCUAGUCAAAAAUCUUUGAAGAAGUCAAGAGUGAUUGUGAGAAACUUGUCAUUCAAAUGCAAAGAGGAAGACCUUCAGAAAUUUUUCUCUCAGUUUGGACAAGUUACUGAGGUAAAAAUUCCUUCCAAGAUGGAGGGAAAGAGAAAGCUUAGCCUGGGGUUUGCAUUUGUGCAGUUUUCCAAUGUCUUUGAUGCUGCUAAAGCCAUCAAAGAAUCAAACAUGAAGGAGAUUCUUGGGCGUCCUGUAGCAGUAGACUGGGCAGUUCCAAAAACCAUGUUCGAAACAAAGAAAGGCGAAGAAGGUUUGUUGUUUGAGUUGCUUUAGUUUUAAUAGCCUUGCCAUUGACACAUGAUUUACAUUUAUGCAUUAAGUUGGAAAAAGUGAGCAAUAUCAAUCAUCAACCUUAGUUUAUUUGGUGAUUUUUACUGUGCAAGUCAAUUUGUAAUGAUUACAAACCACAGAAGGAUUAGCUCAGUUAGUACAGAAUGUAGAUUGCUUGACUACAGAUUGGGAGGUUGUGGGUUCAAUUCAGGGCCAGAUCAAUACUUAGGGGUUUAGUAUAACUGAGAAAUGAAGGUAACUUCCUAUGCCCUACAAACAGUUACACCUUUGCAUAUGUUACACGUAAAAUUAUUUGAUUUCAGGUUAAAUUUUUUUAGACCUAGGUUGAUUCUCAAUUUCCUUUGUCUUCUAGGGCUAAGAGACAUUGGAAAUUGAGAAUCAACCUAGGUUAAAUCAAAAUUAACCUGAAAUCAAAUUUGACCGGUAACACAUACAUGUGUGCCCAUGUAAAAUGAAGGCCCUGUCUCCAAAAGAAGAGAAAUAGUAGUGUCCUCAAUUAGUACUGUCGUGCUAAAUGUAUUAAAUUUUGAUAAACUUUGUAUUAAUCAAUCACGACUGUUAAACCUCAUUUGGACUGGUUGAGGAUAGUUUACUCAUGUGUUGGGAGUUCAGAUUAAUUUGUUUUGAUCAUCAGCUGCAUGACCUCCAACUUCUUGUACUUGAGCUCAUCUACUUUGCUUUCUAGAAUUAUUAGUACCACCAUUUUCGCUUAAUUAAGCCCUGCCCUCAAAAAAGCCCCUGUUUCUAUUAAUCCCCCCUCAAAGUGUUUGAAAUAAAUAAGCCCCCUAGGGGUUUAAUAGAGGAUUUAUGGGAUUCUUAUGUGCUUUUGCAAAGUGGAAUUGGAGUAUUUUGGCACUCACCAGGAGCUACACUCUUGAAAUCAAUCUAUAGACAACUGUUUUGCUACUAACAGAACAAGAAAAUUGUAAUCAUGCCUCUUUGCUCACUGGAUCUUUUGGUUCUCAGAUAGUCUGAAAUGUCAAAUGUCUGCACCCCCUAACUGGUGGAGAGUGGGGGGGAGAGAGACGUCUGAAUUCUAAUAGUUAUAUUCUUGUCCAGUGACAUCACCGACACGUACUUUUGCUAAUAUGGUAGGUAUUUUCUGAUUGGCUAUUAACUUUCCGAGGGAAAUCCUUUUAUUAUUGGCUGAACGCACUAAGGAAAACAUCUGGUUUGAGAUACAUGUAGUGUUGACAUUCAACACUAGUGUCAACACUUCAUUUCAAACUCGCAAAGUUAAACGACCUUGUGCAUUUAUUCUGGAGGCUUUACAGUGAAGCUUCACGGCACUCAAAAUGCAGAGCUCCUCAUAUCGAUCAUAUGCGUGCUGCUGUUCACAGUUCCGUGACUUAUGGCUGCCAACUUGUUAAUAUGCAAAAAUGCAUAAUUUACUAGGUGACGUCACCAGACGGCAUUAGUACGCUCGGAAUUCAGACAUCUCUCUCCCCCGCGCCCCCCACGGGUUAGGGGGUGGAGACAUAUGACAUGUCAGACUAGUCCUCAGACCAUCUAAUGAUUAUCAAUUUUUUUUUCAUUGUACUGAAAGAAAAAAUUGUUUUCUGUUCAAAUAGACAAAGUGUCUGAAAGAGAGAAAGAAGAAGUUGACGAAGACAAAAGAAGUGAAGAAGAAAGCAAUGAUGAUGAUGAGGUUUCACACAGCGACAGUGAAAUUGACUCUGAUGUUGAAGCAGCCAAAGAUAAACGUGGUGGGUCCGAUGACAAAGACCGUGAUGAUGAUGAUGAUGAUGAUGAUGAUGAUGAUGAUGAUGAUGAUGAUGGUGAUGGUGAUGAUGAUGAUGAUGAUGAUGAUGAUGAUGUGGAGAGUGAAGAUGAAUAUGAAGACCAUGGACAUAAAUCCACCCUCCAAGCUAGAAGACCCAAACAAUCGACUGAUGUAAAAGAAGGCAAAACAUUGUUUAUCCGUAACGUUUCAUUUGAUUCCACUGAGGAGGCUCUCCAGGAUCUGUUUGAGCAGUUUGGAGACAUGGAGUACUGCAAGUUAGUUGUGGACAAGCGGACCGGUCANACUGAUGUAAAAGAAGGCAAAACAUUGUUUAUCCGUAACGUUUCAUUUGAUUCCACUGAGGAGGCUCUCCAGGAUCUGUUUGAGCAGUUUGGAGACAUGGAGUACUGCAAGUUAGUUGUGGACAAGCGGACCGGUCACAGCAAAGGAAUGGCGUUUGUGAAGUUCAAAACCACAGAGAGUGCUGAGCAGUGUCUCCAAGGAACUUCUGAUGAGGGUGCAGGUUAGGUCGUGGUGUAAAUAAUAGGCUGAUUUAGCAACAGAACGGGAACGUUAGUUGACGACGGCGCGCGCAAAUCAAACAACUGGCUUGACCAAUGGCUGAGCGGCACAUUGGGCACUGGAAGUAGAGUUUAGUCCUUUUUGCGCGCUUUGCCGUCGUCAAAUGACGUUCCCGUUCUGUUGCUAAAUCAGCCUAAUUUAAUAGAGACCUUUAGAUUCUUAAACGAGGGCGACUAGGAGUACAAGAUUUUCUCAAUAGUAAGUAGCGCGCAUACGUGAACCGGUGUCAUUUUGGCGGGAAAACGUGAAACCCGUCACCAUUCGUAGUGACGGAAACAAGUUAUCAAAUGUUAGAAGUUUUAUCAUUUUGCAAUCGCGAAAGGACUUAACCUCCUUCACUAAAAGUAACCCUACUAACUUUUGUGGUGAAAAAAGUGAAAUUGAACUUUCGAGCGAAAAGAAUUUUUUAAAAAGUCAUAUCUUGUCUUCGUAGUCGUUCUCGUCCCCGAAUCUACAGUUCUCUAAUGAAAGAAAACCUGAUGCUGACGCAGAGUCUUUCUUUACCUGUUUUCCAGAAAAGUCGUCUGCGAGUGAGAGCAGUCCCUUGGCCCUUUGUUAUAAAUGUAUAAACCUUAAAAAAAAACAGCUGAAGUGGAAGAAAGUUACUGUUCGAGUUGCUUUCUAAAUGCCAUUGAAUUCAACCUGCUGAAAGCGGCAGAAUGUGCAACAGCUUUCCAGCCUUUUGAAUGGCUGGUUUCCUUGUGGCAUUUGAUUGAAAUAAUGAUAGUACUCAAUUUAUAUUAUGCAGUAAUUUUAAUUGUAUUUAGUCCCCAGAACAUUGAAAAGGACCCUAGAAAAUUCAUACAUAAAGAGUUGAGGUUUCGCUAAGGUUUUAAUUAACUUAAAAACCAGGAAGGUUUAGGUACUGUAGGAAUUCUAACAUGCCAUUUUUUUUUAAUCUAGGUCUUUCUUUAGAUAACUUCACACUGAAUGUAACCAAAGCUGUUACACGUGGAAAAGCGACAGAGCUGGCCAAGGAAAGAAAAAGGACAGGAGGGAAUAAGCAAGUUAAAGACAAACGCAAUUUGUAUCUGGCUAAAGAAGGUCUUAUUCUUCCAGGUUCGACUGCCGCUCAAGAAUUGUCAAAAAGUGAUAUAGUAAAAAGGCAGAAGGCUGAGGCAGAGAAAAAAGCAAAACUGGAAAAUUCGAACUACUUUGUCUCAACGACCAGGCAAGUGUACAAUAACGAUAAAUGAAUUUUAUUUACCAGCUUUUCUGGACACAGGCCUGCCCAGGGGGAAUGUACACGAAUGGGACUCGUAGGUCCCAUGCGAGGUGCCAUCCCUACCCAAUCCAUAAACAAACACGCUCCUGUUUGUCUAAGGGUUGAUUUCCAGUGUCACGUAAUUUUUACGUGGGUACGUGCGUUCGCAAAUAAAAUAGAGGCAAUGCAUGAAAUGUCGCUCGUAAGCGUAACAGUCGAACGUCGCUUAACUUCUCGUUUAAGCUGGGCACUUUUUAUCUUGCCUCUAUUUUAUUUACUUGAUUGAAAUUUGCGUGCGUUAAUGUGCGUAGCCAAAAAAGCGUCAGUAGAAAUCAACCUUUACUCAACAAACCACUGAUCGCGUUUGUUUGCUUCUUAGUAAGAACGAAAUGUUUCUACUCUUUGGCUUUAGGCUUUGCGUGCGGAACCUUCCCCUCAAUGUUGACGAUAAACGGCUUAAAGAAAUUUUCAGCACCGUGGCAGGAAGAAAUGCAUUUGUCAAGAAGGUGCUGAUAAUUCGCAGCAAAGAUCGCGUGGACAGUUCGGGCCGCGGACGUUCUAUGGGAUAUGGCUUCGUUGAGUUUGCCAAUCACAACGACGCUUUGGCAGCCUUGCGCGCAACCAAUAACAAUCCAGAUAUAUUUGGCGCCGAUCGCCGCCCGAUUGUUGAGUUUUCAUUGGAGAAUAGCCUCGUUGUGAAGGUGAAACAGCGGCGGUUAGACAAAGCUCGACAAAGACAGCAGCCAGAGAGUGAACAGCCCAAGACAAAUAAAGAGAAGAGACUGGAAAAGAGUCAGAAACGGAGAGAAAAAAGGCAGCGAAAGAGAGAAGCGAACAAGGAAAGGAAAUUAGAGGAGGGAAAGGAAGGCAAAGAAGAAAAACGUGACACAGGAAGUAAGGAGGGCAAAGCUCCAAACAGCGAUGUAAGGUUCCAAAGAAAAAAUAGUGAAAAUUCAUGGAAAACGAAAAAAGGAAAGAGGACAUCUUCAGCGGAGCUACCAGCUCCUCGAGAUCUUGGUAAAACUGAUCGUCAAAAACAGAGAAAGUUUCCACCCAUUUCUUCAAACGUGAAUAAAUCCUAUAAUGAGCCUGCGGUAGCGAAAGCCAAUUUACCAGCGGCUAUUAAGGAUAACAAAAAGAAGAAACCUCUGAAAGGAGGGGGGAAUAUUGGUAAAACUUUUCACGAAAGAGCUGAUUCAUUUACUCACACCAACGCAGAGAACGAAGUUACGAAUAGAAAGAGGAAAGGAGCUAGGCGGAAAGAGCAGGAGAAAAAAGACGAAUCCAACUUCACCGACAUGGUGAACAAAUAUAAGAACAAGUUGUUUGGAAGGGAUGAAGGCGAAGUUCCUGCUAAACGUUCGCGCUGGUUUGAUGAUUAA
Messenger RNA from Porites evermanni, 5593 nucleotides. The record is from the annotation of a GenBank genome assembly. NCBI's taxonomy places the organism in Eukaryota, Metazoa, Cnidaria, Anthozoa, Scleractinia, Poritidae.